UGAGAGCGAGCGGCACCUGUUGGUUUAAAUGAGAGUUAUUAAUACGUCGUCUGCAGUACUAGUUUGGUAUAGUGCAAGGCACCGAAUGGCCAUAGGACCAGAGUCUGUUCAUUUGGUACCUAGAGUCAGCGUAAAACUUGGAGGAUUGUCAAACAAAAUGACCUGAAAUCCACUGCGGUCUGGGAUAACAAGACGCUGUGGGUAUGGACCAAAUUUUAGUACUGGUAGCUUUAAUACACCUGUUGUAUUGCCCAUAUACGAAGGUAGAAGAGAGCUUCAAUUUACAAGCAACACACGACAUUUUAUUCCAUGGAUUCAACUUUACCAAGUAUGACCACCAUGAAUUUCCUGGUGUUGUUCCGCGAACAUUUAUUGGUCCCAUAAUAAUUUCUGUAUUGUCUUCACCAGUAGUGCUAAUUAUUCACAUACUUGGGUUGAGCAAAUUUUGGGCACAGUAUGUUGUGCGAGCAGCUUUGGGCCUGUGUGUUCUGGGAGCCUUUAGAGUAUUUCAAAAUACCAUACAAUCGGAAUUUGGACAGCAGUUCACAAGAUGGUUUGUUGCCAUUGUUGUGUCGCAGUACCAUUUUAUGUACUAUCUUAGUCGACCACUUCCUAACAUCAUGGCACUUCCUCUCGUUUUACUUGCCCUGCAUAGCUGGAUCAGGCAGAACCAUGUGAAUUUCAUCUCCUUUUCUGCUGCUGCAAUCAUCAUAUUUCGUGCUGAACUAGCAUUGUUCCUGGGAAUUUUGCUGCUGUCUGAUCUAAUCUUCCGAAAAAUCAGUCCACUAAGGGUCAUUCAAAUUGGUGUUCCGGCUGGAUUAAUAUUUCUUAGCCUGUCAGUGUUAGUUGACUCAGUAUUUUGGAACAGAUUAUUAUGGCCAGAAGGAGAAGUUUUAUAUUUCAAUACUGUGCUGAAUAAGAGUCAUGAAUGGGGUACAUCACCUUUUCUGUGGUAUUUCUACUCUGCAAUUCCACGAGCAAUGGCAUUUUCUGUUUUUCUUGUUCCUAUAGGAGCAUAUUAUGAUGAGAGGGUCAGGAAGCUAGUAUUGCCUGCCAUAGUUUUUGUCUUCCUUUUCUCUUUUCUUCCCCACAAGGAACUGAGAUUCAUAAUAUAUGUGUUUCCUUUUCUGAACAUUGCAGCAGCUAGUGCAUGUCACAGGAUAUGGGAAAACAGGGCAAAGUCAGCUUUCCACUCAGUCAUGGCAUUGGGCGUAGCCUCUCAUCUGUUACUGAAUGCUGCAUUCUCAUUGUUCCUCUUAUGUAUUGCUGGUACUAACUACCCCGGUGGAGCUGCUAUAGCAAGAUUACACAGACUGGAAAAAGAUGAACCCUACAUCAAUGUGCAUAUUGAUGUGCUUACUGCUCAAACAGGAGUGUCAAGAUUUACACAGAUCCGUUCCCACUGGAGGUACAAUAAAACAGAAGGAUUGCAACAUGGAAGUGAAGACAUGAUGCAUUUUACGCAUCUUCUCAUUGAAGCAAAAAGUAAAUAUUCCCCAAAUUUGAAACCAUAUAUAAAAACGCAUGAAAUUUUGGAUUCAGUAGAAGGAUUUUCACAGAUUAUGUUUAACUAUAACACAUUUCCACCCAUAAAGAUAAAGACAAAACCCAUGAUAUUCAUUCUGAAGAAGAAAUUGAAGAGUGAUAUAUAUGAACGACAAUACAGAUCCCUUGAAAUUGGUGAAGCUACCUUAGUAACUGAAGAUGCCUUCUUUGAAGAUAUGCAGUUAGAAAAUCAGGAAGCUAUUGCAUUUGAUGAAGAGUCAGAUGUAUCUGAAAUUGAUGAAGAGUUAGAAGUCAAAGGUCUGAGUGAGUCACCUGAAACAGAUGAGCUUCGGAAAAGUGAUGGCGAUAUGGAAGAUAAGAUAGACAAACGUGUAAAUGUAGAAGCUGUUUUAGAAACUCCAACAAGAGAUGUGACUGAAGAAAAGUCAGAAGCUACAACAGGUGAACUAGGCAAGAGGACAGACAUUCCAGCUACACAAGAAGAUAAGAGAAAUCUGAAAAUUAAAGAAAAUAUUAAAAAAAUAAUUGAGAAGUAUAAAACAAAGCUUAAAUCACAAGGAGAUAUGCCACGAAAACAGAAAUCUGCAUCAAAAGACAUAACAGCAGAUGAAAUCAGCAAAGCACAGGAUAUACAACAUCAAAUGGAACUGGAAUUCAAAACUGACAGUUUUUUUCAGAACCCUGAGAGUUCUGUAGAAAAUGCAAGGAAUGUGAAUAGAGAAGCUGUUGUGACAGGUUACAGUGCAAAAGAAAAUGGAGAGUUGCAUACAAAGCGAGAGCUAAAAAGAAAACUUGUUCGUGAAAAACUAAAAUUAGCUAAAAAGAUUACCACUACUGAAGAAAUAAUUAAAGAUGUUGCAAAAGAUAAAAUUCAAGAGCCAGUGACUGAAACUGAAAUCAAUUUUCAGGCUGAUUUGCUAAAGCAGAGUGUGGAGGACAAAGGUGAAGAACCAAAGACACCUUCUAAUGAAAUAAAACAAUAUUUUGAAACACCUCCUGUCGGACGAAUAAAACGAUCAGCCCGCCAAACAACUUCUGCAGGCCAGCCCUCUGAAGCAGUAAAAGAUACAGCUUACAUAUCAGAGAGUGUAGUGGUCAAAACUGAAAACCAUUCUGUGGGUGAUGGGAUGGAAUCAAAAAGCAUGGAAAGAAGAGCAAAACUUAAAAAUCUAAUUAAGAAAUUGGAACGUAUGAAUGACAAAGCACAUAAGACAGAUACUGAAAGUGAAAUUGACAGAACUGAAGGGGAAACAGUUGUGCACGAGGAAACUUCAUAUGAAGCUGGUAGUGGAUCUGAAAAGACAAAUCAUUCAGAAGAAAUUAUUCUCCAACCAGAUGAAAUGAAACAGAGCAGUCUUAGCAAAAGUGUAAAGCAUUAUAUCAAGAAAAAAGUUCAAGAAGAGAAACUGAAGUUGCCUUCCACAGCUAUUGAUGAUUCACAUCUGAAAGCUGCUGCCUUAAAAAAGGAUUUGCAAUUGGAGAGCAAAGAUUUUGAGAUUGCAACAGAGCAAGCUAUUUCAGUCCCAGAUGUUAUUAGUGGGGACACUGCUGAUACAGCUGUCAAAGAUGAGCAUAGAAACAGUGAGAAAAUAGUAGAUGAAAAGCAACUUGACUUGAAAACUGAUGGUAUGCCAGUAACUAGCUUUGAAAAACAAAAAGAAGAAAUUACAGGAAAAGGUUAUUUUAAAGAAGCAACUGAUACUGUACCACCAGACACUGGCCCCCAGAAAGCUAACAAGAAAAGGAAAAAGUUAAAAGUAGAUAUAUCUGUAACAGAUUCUUUGUCAAAAGUCAUUGCUGACCAACUGUCUCAGGAUGACGAAGUCACAUCUGGUACAGAUAAAAAUACAGAAGAAUCCAAGGUGAUCUCUACUCAGGAAGCUAGUAAAGAAAAACAUUUAUCAGAGCAAACCAAAGCUGAAAAUGUAGCAAGUAAGGAAUAUGUUUUGGAACCAACUAAUCUUGUUGUGGAUCACCAGAUAGAAGCUGAGAGCAUCUCAGAGAGGACUGAUGUACCUGAAAGUGGAGUCAGUAAGGACAGUAAAAGAUUAAAAACUUCAAACACUUCUACGAAGUGACUAGACUUCCUUUGUGACAGAUGUUCUGUCUAAUACGCUUGAAGACUCCUGAUUAAAAUUUUGUUUAUAUUUGUAAUAUACUGUAAAGUGUUAGUACAGAGAUCACACUAUUUUACAUUUGUUGAAUAUGAAAAUGUUCUUUUUUAUAUGAAAUGUUGUUUGUGAUUAUACUAAAAAAAGUAUCACUUUCGUAAGUAUA
This is a messenger RNA of Schistocerca nitens (vagrant locust), 3783 nucleotides long. RefSeq names its product probable Dol-P-Man:Man(7)GlcNAc(2)-PP-Dol alpha-1,6-mannosyltransferase (gene Alg12). Gene Ontology annotation, biological process: protein N-linked glycosylation. The coding region runs from base 204 to 3584 and encodes 1126 amino acids. Lineage: Eukaryota; Metazoa; Arthropoda; Insecta; Orthoptera; Acrididae. Gene Ontology annotation, molecular function: alpha-1,6-mannosyltransferase activity. The record is from RefSeq and is a predicted model, not a curated record. The transcript is spliced from 9 exons. Gene Ontology annotation, cellular component: endoplasmic reticulum membrane.